GUCAAUGUAAUCAGGAAGGAGAAUGGCUGCCUCUUCUAAAAUGUUGCUCAAAGACGUCGUGGCUGCUCUUGACGGACUCACCCUUGAACAGACCAAAGAACUUGUGGUUCGUUUCGGAGUUGAGCUCAAAACUGUUCAGGACAUUGAGAAUGAGCACAAAGGCAGCAGUCGUAAGAUGCUAACCAUCCAGGCCUGGCUGGACCAAGACACCCAGGCCAGCUGGGGAAAGUUAGUCUCUGGCCUCCAACGCAUGAAGAUGAACAGUCUUGCAUUGCAAGUGGCCUCCGAGCAUUGUCUCCAGCCACCUGGAGCUGCCAGUCCUUCCACUGGUGAUCACCAGCCUGCCACAAUCCGGUCUGUGGCCACACCAGCUCCUGCUGCCCCCUCUCUUCCUCCUCCUUCAACUGAUCCCAACCAGCCCACCUCCCCACCUCCUAGUGAUCGCUGCCAGCCUGUGGCUCUCAGGAGUGUGGCUGAUGUAAAGUCUGCCAUUCUUCACCUCAAGAAGACCUUCUCCAAGCUGAUAUCUCGUACCAGAUCAGUGAUGUGUGCCAGGGAGAGCCAGGAACAUGAGUUUCUAGACGAGUUCCGUGAUUAUCUUCUUGUCCUCCCGGUCGCCAAGAAGGCUGCUCAUGUUUUUCCGUGAAAAUGAAGACGACAUUCUCGAGGCAAGGAACAUUCGAAAACUGUUUGCCAUCCUGAGUCGCUACUGGAGUUUUCGAAACUACGAGAUACUGCAAGAGAUCAUCACCUGGUUCAAUGUUGCUCCACUGCGACAGAGCAUGCAGGAAUACUGCAAGAUGCUCAUGAAGUUCGAAAUGUUAACACCAGUCGACGUCUAUAUCACUGCUGUACCAGAAGAAACAGAUGAAGAAAUGAAGAAAGCAUUCACACAAAUGGUCUUGAG
Molecule: messenger RNA, 907 nt
Organism: Geodia barretti
Lineage: Eukaryota; Metazoa; Porifera; Demospongiae; Tetractinellida; Geodiidae
Source: the annotation of a GenBank genome assembly